UACGCGCGGCGUCCUUUCCCCCUUCAAGAUGGCGGCGCCCUCUCCGCCCGAGGCCGCUUCCCGAUACCGGCCCGCGCCUCUGGCUUCGCUGCCGCCGCAGCUGGACCCGGCCCAGUACUCCGCCUCGCCGGAGAAGCGUCGUGCCGAUGCUGAGCGCGUCGCCAUUCGCGCCCGCCUGAAGCACCACUACCUGUUGCAGCUCAAUGACCCCCGGCGGACCGAGCUGAUCGAUGAUCCUGCCUUGACUCGUUGGACUUAUGCCAAAUCCCACAAUGUCUAUCCUAAUUUCCGUGCCACCCCGAAAACUUCCCUAAUGGGUGCUCUUCUUGGAAUAGGACCCAUUGUUUUCUGGUGGUAUGUCAUAAAAAAGGAAAGGGAUUAUAAAGAGAAGCUAAUUCAAGAAGGCAAGUAUGAACGCCCGUUCCAUCUCUCCUCCUGAGAACUGGACAACUGUGUUCUCAAAACAUUGCUGACAUUCUCUCUCUCUCCCUGUAACCAUUAGUCCUCUUUGAAAAAUAAAUCUUAUUAAUUAGAAA
Molecule: messenger RNA, 536 nt
Organism: Elgaria multicarinata webbii
Lineage: Eukaryota; Metazoa; Chordata; Lepidosauria; Squamata; Anguidae
Gene: NDUFB4
Product: NADH:ubiquinone oxidoreductase subunit B4
Exons: 3
Coding region: 29-439 (136 amino acids)
Cellular component (GO): mitochondrion
Source: RefSeq, a predicted model, not a curated record